ACUCAGUCUAUCCCACUGAGCUGUCAACACACAGAAACCUCUCUCUCUCUCCACUCUGCCUCCUCUCUGUUCAGACCACAUUAUUCUAUCAAACUAGGUCCGUCUUUCUUUUCAACGACGUGUUCCUCCAGAUAACAGCUGCUCUCGUCUCAGCAUGCCUCGGAGGUGAUCUUCAGCGUGUCCAGGUGGUUCUGGGUUCCAGGUUGGUGUGGUGAGAGAGCAAGCUAACUGCGGGGAGGAGGACCGCCUGGGGCAUCGUGUCCCUGGCUAUCAAGUGACUGAGGGAGGGGCUUGGCAAACUGUUCUGCAGCAUGGAGAAGGAAGACCUGAAGGUCCUCAACAAAGGGGAAGAGGAGGAGAUGGAGCUGCAGGGCUUCCGUCUGUGUCGUUGGCGGCUGGCCCUGGUGGGCCUCGGGGUGCUGUGUACAGGGGGCUUCCUCCUCCUGCUGCUCUACUGGAUGCCAGAGUGGUGUGUCAAAUCCACCUGCACCCGUGCCACAGCCCGUAAUGCCGAAGUGGUAUUGCUGCGCUCCACGGAUGAGUUCCGGCGCUGGUUCCUGGCCAGGGUGCGAGUGAUGCUGGCCCCGGGGAGCAACCCCUUCCACAGCCUGGAGACCCAGACCACCUCCCCCUCCUCCACUUCCUCCCCCUCCUGUCCCUUCUCCUCAUCCCCUCUGGCCAACGGACACACCCCCGGCCCCUCCGAUGGCAGCUCCGCACAGGAGCUCAUCAGAAGAUAUGCCGACUACCAGCCCACACAGAUUCGCUAUUUUACCUUACAUAGCACAAAGUAUUAUUGGAACGACGGGCUGCAGAACUUUGAAUUUUUAACCGGCCUGGAUGAUCUGCAGGUCAGCUGCUCCACCCUCCACUCGGAGCACAGUGCAGGCCUGACCAGGAACCAGCAGGAGUACAGGAGACUGUUCUUCGGAGUGAAUGAAAUUGCAGUGAAAGUGCCUUCUGUUUUCAAGCUGCUUAUCAAAGAGGUCCUCAACCCUUUCUACAUCUUCCAGCUCUUCAGUGUGAUCCUGUGGAGUGCCGAUGAGUAUUACUAUUAUGCUGUGGCCAUUCUCUUCAUGUCGAUCAUAUCCAUAGCUACCUCUCUGUACACCAUCAAAAAGCAAUACGUCAUGCUUCACGACAUGGUGGCAGCUCACUGUAUUGUCCGAGUGUCUGUAUGCCGAGCCAACAAUGAAAUCGAAGAGAUUUUGUCUACUGAUCUGGUGCCCGGCGAUGUGAUGGUCAUCCCCAGCAAUGGGACCAUCAUGCCAUGUGACGCCGUGCUGGUCAGCGGCACCUGCAUCGUCAAUGAAAGCAUGCUCACAGGUGAGAGCGUUCCUGUGACAAAGACCAACCUCCCAAACCCCUUGCCUGGGGAGAGGGAAGGGGAGGCUGACGAUGCCUACAACACAGAGGAGCACAAGAGACACACACUCUUCUGUGGCACCAACGUCAUCCAGACCCGCUUCUACACAGGCGACCUGGUCAAGGCUGUGGUGGUCCGCACAGGUUUCAGCACAGCCAAAGGCCAGCUGGUGCGCUCCAUCCUUUACCCGAAACCCACCGACUUCAAGCUGUACCGUGAUGCCUACCUCUUCCUGUUGUGUCUGGUGGCUGUGGCUGGAAUUGGCUUCGUCUACUCCAUCGUCCUCAGCAUCAUGAACAAGGUGCCAGCCAAAACCAUCAUCAUCGAGUCCCUGGACAUUAUCACCAUCACUGUGCCACCGGCGCUGCCAGCCGCCAUGACAGCUGGCAUUGUGUACGCCCAGCGACGCCUCAAACACCUUGGCAUUUUCUGCAUCAGCCCACAGAGGAUUAAUAUCUGCGGUCAACUCAACCUUGUCUGCUUUGACAAGACUGGAACUCUGACAGAAGAUGGAUUAGACCUAUGGGGAGUCCAGAGGGUUGAGAAUGGCAGUUUCCAGCUGUCAGAGGAAAAUGCAUACAAGGAAAAUCUUGUCAAGUCCCAGUUUGUGGCUUGUAUGGCCACCUGCCACUCUCUCACCAAAAUAGAGGGCCAGCUGUCUGGAGAUCCGCUGGACCUCAAAAUGUUUGAGGCUACAGGCUGGAUCCUCGAGGAGGCCACUGAGGAGGAAACGGCUCUCCACAACCGUAUCAUGCCCACUGUGGUUCGACCCCCAAAACAGCUGCUGCCCCCAGAGCCUGCCGUCUUACCAGAGCAGGACAUGGAACUGUAUGAGCUCCCGUCAACGUAUGAGAUCGGUAUCGUGCGCCAGUUUCCCUUUUCCUCAGCACUCCAGAGGAUGUGUGUGGUGGCUCGUCUGCUGGGGGAGAAACGUAUGGAUGCCUAUAUGAAGGGGGCGCCAGAGGUGGUGGCCAGUCUCUGCAAGAGAGAGACAGUGCCAGAAGACUUUGCAGAGGUUUUGGAGGGCUACACCAAGCAGGGUUUCAGGGUCAUAGCUUUGGCUCAUCGUCGACUUGAAUCCAGACUCACCUGGCACAAAGUCCAGAACAUCAGCAGGGAUCACAUAGAGGCAAACAUGGAGUUCCUGGGUCUGAUCAUCAUGCAGAACAAGCUGAAGGCAGAAACCCCAGCGGUGCUGCAGGACCUUCACCAAGCUAGCAUCCGCACAGUCAUGGUUACUGGUGACAACAUGCUGACAGCCAUCUCUGUGGCCCGGGACUGUGGAAUGAUCCCUCCCCAAGACACAGUCAUCAUAGCUGAUGCCCUCCCUCCCCAUGAAGGACAAGCCGCCAAGAUCACCUGGAGAUACGCCGACAAGCCGAGCAGGACAUCUCGCCUGGAGCAAGUGUACAUCGGUCUGGAGGAUGUGUGUCACGUAGAUGAGCCCAAAACACAAGAGCUGUACCACUUUGCUAUGAACGGAAAAUCGUUUGCCGUCAUCUCCGAGCAUUUCCCUGACAUGCUUCAAAAGCUGGUGCUGCAUGGGACAGUGUUUGCAAGAAUGGCCCCGGACCAGAAGACCCAACUCAUUGAGGCGCUGCAGGGCGUAGAUUACUUUGUGGGGAUGUGCGGAGACGGAGCAAAUGAUUGUGGGGCUCUGAAGAGGGCUCAUGGUGGCAUCUCUCUGUCAGAGCUCGAGGCGUCGGCAGCUUCUCCCUUCACCUCCAAGACCCCCAACAUCUCCUGUGUCCCCAGCCUCAUCAGGGAGGGGCGUGCUGCUCUCAUCACCUCCUUCUGUGUGUUCAAGUUCAUGGCCCUCUACAGCAUCAUCCAGUACAUCAGUGUCACCCUCCUCUACUCUAUCCUCAGUAACCUUGGAGACUUUCAGUUCCUCUUCAUCGAUAUUGCCAUCAUCCUCCUUAUUGUCUUCACCAUGAGUCUGAACCCAGCGUGGAAAGAACUGGUGUCCCGUCGUCCCCCAUCAGGUCUGAUCUCAGGGCCUCUGCUGUUCUCUGUGCUGACCCAGAUCCUCAUCUGCUUGGGCUUCCAGACCAUCACAUUCCUUUGGGUCCGACAGCAGCCCUGGUACUCAAUGUGGACACCGAGUUCAGAUGCCUGCAACCAUUCAGCCCAUAUUAACGUCUCCGACCACAACGACACAGAAUGGGACGACCACAACAUCAAGAACUACGAGAACACCAGCCUCUUCUAUGUCUCCUCCUUCCAGUAUCUCGUUGUUGCCAUCGUUUUCUCAAAGGGCAAACCUUUCAGGCAGCCGAGCUACAAGAAUUGGCCUUUUGUGCUGUCUGCCUUGAGUUUGUAUUUUUUCCUGCUGUUCAUCAUGUUCUAUCCUGUCAAAGGCAUUGACGAAUUUCUAGAGAUUGUUUGCAUCCCGUUUGAAUGGAGGGUAAAACUCUUCCUCAUCAUCUUAGUCAAUGCUGCUGUGUCUGUUGUGGUGGAGACCUUCAUCCUUGACAUCGUCUUAUGGAAGCUUGUGUUCAGCCGAGACAAACAGGGCAGCUUUGGCAUCACUCCUGCCGCUCCGACACCACAGGGGAUCAUUGACCUUCGGGCGUACAAGUGUCUGUACCGGCUCUGCUGCCCAGGCAAGAUGACACCCAAGGCUCGCUACAUGCAUCUGGCCCAGGAGCUCAGUGUGGACCCCGACUGGCCUCCAAAGCCAACCACCACCACUGAAGCCAAGUCCCGCCCAGAAAAUGGCUCCACCUAUCAAAUCAUGAUCAACUCCUAGCACCCCCCCACAGCCACUCACAGUACCUAAUCUGUCCCUUUCAUACAGGGGAGGUGUAUGCAUACGACGCGUGUUCAGUGAACGCACCUUCAACCUAGUCAAAGAAAAUUGUCCCAGGAUAAUUGCUUGUCGUUACGGUUCACAGAGACUUGCGUCUAAUACUGUAGUUUCCAGAGACGUUGCUGCAAAAACCUUAAGAUUACACAUGAGUACCAAAUAACGUUUCAUUUCUCUCAGUGCUCUUGCUCUCUCUGGCUCAACCACUCGCGCUCUCAGGUCUCUCUUGCUUGUCUUUAAAUGUCAUUUAAACAUCAGGAACAUUUAAUGUAAUUCCCGUUCCUUAUUGCAAUGUCUGUUCACCAAAACUGAGCAGCAUUCAACCCAGGCUGGGGUGAUAAGUCAGGUCGAAUAUGUACAUUGACCCCUCACUUUGUCUGCGUGAAAGGGGUGUAAAAGAGAGUCCCACUCAACUUCAGAGCUGUGCUGUCAGGAAUGUCAUGCAACAGCGUCUUCAGAUUCCAUCAGCAACCACAGUAGUAGAUGUCAAUUUUACUUGUAAAAUAGCCUAAUAUCAUGUCUGAGCCUUUCAGAAUGAUCACUGAAAAAAUAGACUAAGGAGAAGUACAGUAUUGGAUGCAACCAAUGCUAGUGUAGAAGAAGGGUUGUAGUUUGGCCCUCUAAAGUACGACCCACUCUUAAAUGGUGAGUAAGAAAAGAUAAAGAGUCUGGAAGAGUUUAGGCAGAGGGUGGAAGAAAGGGUUCAACUCUGUAUGAUCUGAUCAUACGGUUUUUAAAAGCAACAGCAAGUCCACUUUAUAUUUGUCUUCUGAGCAGCCAUCACCUCACUUUUAGGACAUUCAGCAACUUGUUUCACAGGUUUAACCUGCUGUAGGCGGUGUGGGCUCUGAUUGCUACUAUGUAGUGGUCUUAUACAGCUAAUGUACAUAUAUAUAUAGAGAGUCAUUUUAAUGAGCUAGCAUCACCACCUGGCAAGCACUCAUUAGAGAGCAUUGAAUCAUAACCAAAAAGCUUUCAAGCUUACCAUGGACCCCCAGGGAUGACUGAAAUUACUCAUUUGAGACCAGUAUUUAAAUAGUCUUUCAAGCACACUGUGAGUUGUCAAAGAUUAGGAAUCUUGGAGCAGAUUCAGUCAACUUCACUAGCACACCUCAGGCAGAAGUUCCUAAUCACAUUCGCAAGUAAACACAAAAAUAAGCUGAUUGGCUGUCGAGAGCCAACGAUAGAAGUCUGGACAAGUAUAGAAAAUUAGAUGGGACAUUUCUAGAUUUUAAAGAUUCGGAAACUUCACAAUAAGUCUGAAAAUAUUCACGUUUUGUCAGAGCUGACAGGACAGGUAAUCAAGUUUUUGUAAAUCCCUGGCCACUUUUAAUUUAAACCCUCGGAAAUUGAGAAAAUUACUUGUUGAAGUUAUAGGUUUAGGGAAAGUGUGUUUUUCAAAUUGCAGGCCUUAAUCACAAAAUACAUUACAUUAUACAUCAGAUUGAUGAUUGACACUACAAAGUGAUGGACCUCAGAAAGUAAUCCGAGGUUGCAUUUCCUUCAUAAUUUGGCCAAAAGUUUCAUCCAAAAACAUCACGGCUUGUAAAAAGUAAAGGACUUAAAGGAGAACAGUGAGGGAGACAGAUGUGCUCAUCCUCUCUCAACCACAGGCUGGGACCUGUGGCAGGAUCUCCAUUGUGUUUGUCAGAGUUUACCUUUACGGUUUUUGAUAAAGAUAUUAUUAUGUAGAAAAAUAAAAAACUGAAAAAAACAACAACAAACAAAAAGACAAGUUUCAUCUCAGCUUUUUAGGCAUGCUAGUGGAUCCAUUGGUCUGUCCGUCCACCAACCGUUCAACACUUCAUAACAGGAUACCUCUGAAACUAAUGACUGAAUUCUCAUCAACCUCAGCUAUAGUUUGAUAUUAAUCCUAACAUAGCAUGCUACCAUACCACCAGCAUGGCAAGUGUUAGCAUACCACGCUAACAAGUCUGACAGGGAACAACAUGGCCUUUCCUCUGGCGCUCCCCUAGUGGUAAAGAUCUAACAACAGCAAACGCGUCUCUACUUUUCGUGCAUUUAAAGAUGUUUUUUAGUGUCUAAUGAACUUUUCACUCUCAUGGGCCGCCAGCGUGGCUAUAAACUUUUUAAUCUCAUGUUCUUGCAUCUAUGAGCCACGUCCUGUCAGCAUCAGACAGGCGACUGAAAACAUACCAACACUUGCAUGAGGCCAUCUCCCUAUCCUCAUGUUCUGAGGACUUGAUGGUUGCAAUACUAGAAAUAUAACUACAAAUACAGCAUUACUGUAGAAUGAAGGAACAUUUACAUUAAAAUCUCUGUAUUUAAAAAAAAAAACAAAAAAAAAAUCUGCACAAGAAACGGCAUGAAACUGGCUGGUUAUGGUGGACAGUUAAUUGCAUGCAUGAGAACAUACAAAUCAAAGAAUCCUACAUUUACAAACUCGUGUCAGAUUGGCUCCAGAAAGCUAGCAGAACAUUUAUUUUCUUUAAAAACAAAAUUUCUUCCUAUGGAAGACUGAUUAAAAGCGUGAUAGUAAAUUAAGGCAAGGCGUUGUGCAUCUCAUCAGCUCGCUGCACAUUCAAAACAUCCAUGCAACAACACACGCUGCAUAUGAUGAAUGCUGAUUACCAUAUAUACUAAGUAUUCAUGUAUUAAACAUAGGCUACCUGCAUAGAGAGUUAAGGGCUAUGUUUUAUGUUCACUGCUCUUUCUUUGACAUCGAAAGUGAUGCUCCCAAAAAAUGUAUUCUUUAAGUAUCAAACACUCUUUAAAGGUGGCUGUAAAAAAAGUGUUGCUUCUUCCUCAAUAACAGCCUGACUGUGUAAAUUCAGUUUGUUAAAGAGAUAGUUUGGGUAUUUUUGAAGUGGGGUGAAAAAACCCUGUAAUUUUACCUCACAGAACACGGAGGUUGCUGGUCUACCAUUGCCUCGAUCGGUUAGUUGUUUUGUGAUAUUUUCUGACUUUGGUGAAUCCGAACUAACCAAAGAACCCCACUUCAAAACACCCGGACUAUCCCUUUAAGUUAGAUUACAAUAAUGGCACACUGAGCUAACAGAUGGACAGCAGAGAAGCAGUGUGCACUGCAGGAAUGGAUUGAGGAAUUUUUAUUUGCAUUUUGCUACUUUUUCCAGCCAUGAAAAUUGGUACUAUUGGAAAUCAUUCUAAUUAAUUGAAUUGAAUUUGACCACAGCCGCUGGAAGGAGAAGAAAACAAACGUUUUACAGCCACCAGACAUGGUGUUUGAUCCUCAAAAGGCAAGUUAAGGAUGGACUGUCACUUUCAAGCAAAGAUGCCAACACAUGCAGCUGGUUCUCAAUAUCAGCAUAACUGUAUACUCUGCCUAGCAGCCUGCCUUUCAUGAAUUGUACGGUUUAAUAUUAAUGAUUUCAAAUAGUGUGUCCCAAAAUAUUUUCAGAGUGCUAAUAAGUGGUUACAGGACACCAUGUUAGAAGAAUGUUGAACUAAAUGUAAUGUUACUCUUCCUCCCUGACAAAAUUAAGCACAUUUCUUCCUCAAACAUCUGGUAACAGCGCUGUCUUAUGUGACACAUGACAUCACAUUUAGCUUGUCCAUUGAUUAUUAAUGAUUUUAUUCAUAUGGAAACAAAAUCACAACAGAUUUCCUCAAUAUCAGUAAUAACGAGUCUGAAGUUGCGUAGUUCCUAAAAAGCCAUCGUCUAUUGAGAUGCUUGUAAUAUUACAUAUGAAACUUUGGAUCCAUACGGUUUCUAUGAAGAGCUCAAAUGUGAUAUGUGACAUUCUUUAUUUGAUGAGCAAAAGUAUUUUGUUAUAGUAUUUUGUGGGUAAAUUGUCAGCGUGAGAAGAAGGAUAGAUAUAUAUAUAUAUAUAUAUAUAUAUAUAUAUAUAUAUAUAUAUAUAUAUAUAUAUAUAUAUAUAUAUAUAUAGUGCUGUAGAUGAAACUGGUGAGAAAUGCAUAACGUGGCUCAAAUGGACUUUCUUGUGCCAAUUUGCAGAAAGAUUCUGAUAUGUUGUCAAACACACAGGCCACAUGGGUUUCUACGGUUCUGAAUACUUUUUCUUUUCAUAUUUGCUUUCAGGUUUUGUUUUUUCUUUAGACACCUACUGAGGCUAAAACUGAAUGUUGCGUAAAGAACAAAAUGUAAUGCAAUGCAAUACUACGGUUAUUGAUUCUUUUUCCAAAGACUUUUCAUCACAUCUGUAUUGGUUAUUUGAAAAAAAAAAAAAAAAGAA
Messenger RNA from Sebastes umbrosus (honeycomb rockfish), 8350 nucleotides. It is a transcript of the gene atp13a3, whose product is annotated as ATPase 13A3. The record is from RefSeq and is a predicted model, not a curated record. The transcript has 34 exons. Gene Ontology annotation, molecular function: ATPase-coupled monoatomic cation transmembrane transporter activity; polyamine transmembrane transporter activity; P-type ion transporter activity. Lineage: Eukaryota; Metazoa; Chordata; Actinopteri; Perciformes; Sebastidae. Bases 312 to 4118 code for a protein of 1268 amino acids. Gene Ontology annotation, cellular component: late endosome membrane. Gene Ontology annotation, biological process: polyamine transmembrane transport; intracellular calcium ion homeostasis.